UGUCAAAGUCGCGACUUAUGUCAGUUCUUCCAAGCCCUCUAAAGUUCAACGACGUGUUCGUAGAUUUUGUGCCUAAUCGUAAAAGUUGUUAUCGAUCCGUGCUGUGCUGUCAAUUUUUUUUUGUUUAUAUCUGGUUUUGACAUCCAUUUACAUCGUCUUCAGAUUAGGUGUUACGACGUUUCUAUCUCUACUCUUAGGUGAAUGGUGUACAAGUUUGCUUCCGCCGUUUUGCAAUAGAUGGCUGUAGCGAAUUCAUUUGGCGAGGCACUGCUUCAUCUACCUCAUAGGACAAGCUGCCACUGUCCGUAAUUAGCCCGAACAGGCCAGCAUGUUCCACACCGGCGCCGGCGGCAACGGCUACGGCGACGGCAACGCGGGUUUCCACCAACACCUUCAGCAGUCCCCCGUCUACGUGCCGAGCAGCAGGGCCGUACCGCACCAAUAUUCCCCGGCGGCAGGCACCCAUUUCGGCGCCGCCGCCCACCAGGGAGGCUGGGCUCACGCCGGCGGUUCCUACGGCGACAUGGCCUCGCAGGCGCACGGUCUUGGGGGCGCCGCUCACGCCUCUCCCCUCUCCGCUGGUCAGUUCUACACCCAGAACAUGGUCAUGUCCUCUUGGCGGGCCUACGACGGCUCUGGAUUCCAACGGACGUCACCUUAUGAGAGUGCCAUGGAGUUCCAGUUCGGAGAGGGCAGGGAGUGCGUCAAUUGUGGGGCCAUUUCUACCCCUCUGUGGAGGAGAGAUGGUACAGGGCACUACUUGUGUAACGCUUGUGGUUUGUACCACAAGAUGAAUGGGAUGAACAGACCCUUAAUCAAACCAUCCAAAAGACUGACCGCAACCAGACGCUUGGGACUGUGCUGCACGAACUGCGGCACCAGGACGACGACGCUGUGGCGUCGUAACAACGACGGCGAACCGGUGUGCAACGCCUGCGGCCUAUAUUUCAAGUUGCACGGAGUGAAUAGGCCCCUGGCCAUGCGCAAGGACGGCAUCCAGACCCGUAAGAGGAAGCCGAAAAAACAAGGUGGUGGUAGUGGGGAGCGAGACGACAGUAGCUCCACCUCCGUAGAAGACGGCAAGACACCAGUAAGCAUAUCAAACCAACAGCAACACUCAAACCAACAAGUACCUUCGUCAUCUCAAAACCAUCCCAAUCAUCAACAUUCACCAGAUAACAAAGUUACCCAGACCUUGGAACGACCUUAUCUAAGUCCAGCGUCACUGUUACCAUCUUCAUCGAGCCUGGUGAAGAGCGAACCGGGAUACGAUUACAGCUGCCUGCAGAACCAAGGAUACCCUUACCAGCAAAUCUUCGGGUUCCCAGGUGCUGGACCGACAAACCCAGAAUUAGCGUAUCAUCACCAACAUCACGUAACAGCUUCUGCCAAACUGAUGGCUACGACAUAAACAAGACAAGACAAGACUGGGAGAAUCAACAAAGACACUAACCUUGCUGCGCUACAAAAUGAGGAGAGUUUUAUUUGUAGUAGCAGCAGAUUCCGAUACUCUCUGAAAACAUAUACCCACGACGUUUCACCAUUUGAAAGAACAGGGAGAUCAAUACUGCGUCCGGAGACCCUACAAAACUAUCAACGAAUAUGUAAUGCAAUCUGUCUGAAUUGAAGAGUGGUGCAGAACAAGUUAUUUGAUUCUUGCAGGGUUCAAAAUAUAUGCGACACUAUCAGAAUCGUUCCUUGUAUAUAUUGUACAUACAUAGAUGUUCGAAUUAUUGUAUGUGAUUUUCGAUUAUGUGUACUGCAACAACCAUGUAAAUAUAUUUGUAAAUGGUAAAAUAAUUGUAAUAUUUUGCUAAAUAGUUUGGUUCCUUGUGAAAGAAUAUAAUUCUUUUUUUCUUGUCACCAUUUCAUUUGUAGAAAGGAACACAUAUUUUAUUGCUACUGUGUAAGAAAUGAGAAUAAACCAAUAUUAAAUAGA
Molecule: messenger RNA, 1939 nt
Organism: Harmonia axyridis
Lineage: Eukaryota; Metazoa; Arthropoda; Insecta; Coleoptera; Coccinellidae
Product: GATA-binding factor A-like
Exons: 7
Coding region: 329-1411 (360 amino acids)
Biological process (GO): negative regulation of transcription by RNA polymerase II; positive regulation of transcription by RNA polymerase II; cell fate commitment
Molecular function (GO): RNA polymerase II cis-regulatory region sequence-specific DNA binding; zinc ion binding; DNA-binding transcription factor activity, RNA polymerase II-specific
Source: RefSeq, a predicted model, not a curated record